AUGGGCGAGAUCGUGCCUGCAGACCGGCCCGAGCGCGCCCUCUAUCCCGUGUGGGCCAUCCUCGCCGCCGAGGCGGGCCAGCUGGCGCGUGGGCUGCUGGCUGACUGGUGGUCACCUGAGCCCGAGGCGGCUGUGGGAGGUGCCCGACCCGUGGUCGUGUGUGGGGGCAUGGGCAAGCACGGUGCUCGUCAGCCAACUGAUCUGGUGGUCCGUGAAGGCCCUGUGCGGGCGAGGCCGCCGCAGCCAUGGCUCUGCGACGCGGAGGCGGCGUGGUUGCGUGAUCUGGUGCCGGGCGGCCUCAUCGUGACGACGUUCAAGGAUGAUGAGGUCGCCCAUGAGAGGCUGCUGCUGUGGCCCGUCGACAGGAAAAAGUGGUGCAUCAUGUCGCCGGACGGAGACGCCUACAUCGAGCCAGUCGCGAGAGACGAGGACUGGGGGGUGGCCGACACCAUCCCGCUCGACGACGUCGGCACGGUGCCGGCUACCUUCCCAAUGAAAGUCUACCGCUUCCGUGAGUACCCGGACGCCGACGGGCUGAGGGAGCUGCUCUGGGACGGGCGAGCGGUGGCGCGCGCCGAGCUCGGGCGCGAGGCCCCGGAGGUGAUGACGGUGCUGACCCCCGCGUGCGAGCGGGUGCCGCUGGAGGACUUCGCGCCAGGCCUGCUGGUGACGCGCCAGACGCCGGGGAAGGUCUCCCCGAAGGCAGCCGCUGCCGCCUCGGCGAGGCGGCCCGCCGGACCGGCGGCCGGUCCUGCGGGGAACGACGGCCGCCCCCCGCCGGCGCCGCCACCCGCAGCGCCGUCGGACCAGCUGACGGCCGCGGCCGCCGCGGAUGUGGCCGAGGGCUACAUCUGGGUGAUGGCGGAGCCCACCGGUCGACACACCAUCGGCACGGCGAUCGACGGCGGCGCGAAGGUGUUGGUGGCGCCUGGCGGCCUCGACGGCCUCGUCAAGCUGGACGACCGCUGGCGGCGCAUCGAGGGCAUGGCUCCCGAGGCGGUCCCAGGCUAUACGAAGCAUCGCUCCGACGAGUUAAAGGAGAGCCUGGGGAUCGCCAGAGAGGGGCCCGGCUUUGACGAGUCCGACCUUCGGGACCGGCUUGGCAGAGCCUUGCCUGAGGCCCCGGGUGGGACUGCCACUCCCCCGCCAACCGCCGCCGCCGAGGCGGCCGUCGAGACUGGCGACCUGCGGACCAUGGUGAUCGAUUACGACGGCCAGGGCGAGCGCUACAAGUCUUGGAAGCAGGUGGUCCAGGAGAGCAGCAGCGAGACCCACGAAUCGCAGCACAUGGGGCUUGCUGGGACGGACCGAGUCGCGCAUGAGAUGCGGACCCUCGUGGAGUCCCUCUGGCUCGCGGGGACGGUGGACCAGGUCAACAUCGGCGGCCUGCUGUGCAUCGAGGCGAUAUGCCGACGCAUGGCUGGCAUCGUGGCGGCCUAUGCCAACCCAGCCAAGCCGCCCUGGGAUCUGACUCGCUACUACACUGGCCAGCUGUCGGCCGAGGACGUGGUCGGCCCCGAGAUGCGCAGCUUCGUGUCCCGGCGGGCCAAGGAGGACCGCGAGACCGGCGCUGGCGGGCUGCGUGGAUCUCCAGCCGAGUGCGGCGCCGGAGGCCGCGUUGCGGCCACUCGAGGGCCACGAGAUCUCUUUCCUGCGCCCCUGCUGGACGUGCCGCCGCCGCUGGUGGCCGCCUCGACGGGAGCCGCGAGGGCGAGGCGCAGAGAGCAGCUGGAGAUCGGCCCCUUCCCAUGGACGAUGCCCAGCGGCUUCUUCACGAGCGAGUUCGAGGAUUGGCAUCGGGCCGGCGCCCCGGACUCCGCUCCCUCAGCGACGGCAGCCCUCAAGCGGAUGCUGCGCGGCCACUCACCGUAUGAGGCGGGGGUGACCACCACUCGUGUCGCGCCCUUCAAGCUCGACCGCAUCUCUUUGCCAAAGUCCGUCCGGAGCUGCCCCUAUGCUGAUGAGGUAGCCCCACAGGAGGUCGCUAAAUACUUGUUGGAUUAUCAAGAGCGCAUGCUGAGGCAAGUCGCUCCGACUGAUCGUCGACGUGUGAACGAGGUCUUUGCUGACCCACCCGGGGUCGACUUGCUGACGGCCGAUGGCUUCAGCCGGGGCGAGGUGGUGCUGCUGGCCGGCAUGACGCCACGGAGCCCAGAGACGGUGGAGUACCUCAGCAAGCUCAGGCUCGUGGUGGGCACGUCAGACGUGGCCAACUGCUUCCACUGCCUGAAGCUGAGGCCCGAGAUGUCCGCGUACUUCGGGCUGCCCGCGGUCCCGGCGCACGUCUUCGGGCUCGAGGGGACUGUCGCUGGAGGCCGGCACCUGGGUCGAACCUCGCCGGUGUAUCCCGUGUGGGCUGUGCUGCCGAUGGGAUUUACGUGGAGUCUCUGGUUUGCCCAGCGUAUAAACGAGCUGCAGACCCUGCGAGGCGCCACCAUUCCCCUGGGGGUCCCCCUCCAUGAUAGGGGGCCGCCCCUGAAGGUGCUGCCAUCAGAGACGGCCGCGGGUCAGGCGCAGCACUACGUGCACGUCGACAACCUCGGGAUCCUGCGCACCAGGCGCUACGAGGUCGGAGAGGCCAUCUCGGAUCUACAGCGACACUUUUCCGAUUUGGGUCUGGUGCUGCACGAGUCCGCGGUGACCGAUGGGGCGUGCAAGACGCUGGGCGUCGAGCUGUUGGGCGAGGGCCUCCGAUCGCGAGUGACCUCGGAGCGGUGGUGGCUGAUCCGCCGCGCCGUCGAGGCUCUUCUUCGACGCCCGAAGUGCUCGGGCUGGGCGCUGGAGGUGGUGGUCGGUCACUCUCCUACCUUCGCCAGCCUCGCCAAUCGGGGACGCCUCUCGGUGUGGCACACGGUGUACGCCUUCAUGCACAAGUAUGGCGACGGGGCCGGCUACCUCUGGGACGAACGCCAGCAGGAGCUUCGCGCGCUCAAAGAACUCAUGCUGUUCCUGGAGAGCGACUGGACGCGGCCGUGGAACCCGAUGGUCUUCGAGACGGACAGCUCCGUCGAGGGGAUGGGCAUCGCCAAGGCCAUGUGGGACCCGGAGGAUGUCUCCGCCGUGGGCCGGGUGCUGGAGCGCUCGCGCUUCAAGCGGUCUGGGAGCUGCGGAGCCCGCGAGUCUGCCCUGGAGGCCGCAGGCUUCUGGCGUGACAUGUCGGGCAAGUGGCAAGUGUCCGACUCGGACGCAGACCCCAGGACCGAAGGCGCCUGGACGCUAGACUCUAGUUGUGCCGAGGACGCUCAUGGGAGCCUGGUCGCGCGCCUGACCCCGCGGUCCGCGCGGGAGGAAAGGCUGGAGCUGAGCCCGCCGGCUGUGCGACCAUCCGCUGCAGGACGCAAGCGAAAGCAGAUAGACGUGUGCGGCUGCAACGAGGUCGACGACAGCGGCAGCACCACGAGCGAGCAGAGCGGAGGCAAGCGCGCCGUUCCGAAGCGGGCGGCGGCGCUGAGGAAGAAGGCCCGCCAGCGGCGGUCGAAGUUCCUCUCCGAGGCGGUGACCAGGGCCAUGGAUGGCGGGCUCAACUUCCUCGAGGCCAGCAGCGUCACGAAGCCGGUGCGGGAACGGUACGAGAGGGAGGUGACGGAGUUCAUCGACUACUGUGACCGCCCCCCGGCCUUGGCGCUGAGAUCAGCCGCCCAAGUGGACAAGGCGCUGUCUCAGUAUUUCAACUACCAGUUUUUCCAGGGCCACGAGGCAGCCAAGGGAGAGCAGGCCUUAGCAGGCCUCGUGUACUCGAGGCCGGAGUUCGGCAAGUGGGGCUCCCAGAAGCUGCCCAAUGCCUGGACUUAUGCCGCCGCCGCGUUCGCAAACAUAUCCAGUGUCAAGUCCUGCGAGGCGAGGUAG
Molecule: messenger RNA, 3846 nt
Organism: Prorocentrum cordatum
Lineage: Eukaryota; Dinophyceae; Prorocentrales; Prorocentraceae
Source: the annotation of a GenBank genome assembly